Molecule: messenger RNA, 5626 nt
Organism: Nematolebias whitei (Rio pearlfish)
Lineage: Eukaryota; Metazoa; Chordata; Actinopteri; Cyprinodontiformes; Rivulidae
Exons: 2
Coding region: 729-2600 (623 amino acids)
Biological process (GO): regulation of DNA-templated transcription; circadian rhythm
Cellular component (GO): nucleus
Molecular function (GO): DNA binding; DNA-binding transcription factor activity
Source: RefSeq, a predicted model, not a curated record
AGCCAGGAGAGAAACAAAAAACGUGACUAGGCACCCGAAGCGUCCUGUUAUGCAACAACUGACCUACUAACACACAUCUAGAGGCUCGGGAGGGAGAAGGAGGAGAGCGAAAGGAGGAAAUAAGGGAGAAAAACAAAGAGGGAGGGAGAACAUCAUGACGCGAGGAGCGCACCAAAACAAGGCGCCGUGCUCACACUCCAGCAUCCACCAGCACUGACAGGAGGAGAGGCUGCAGCGGGCUGGACACAGAUGGAGAGAAGCCUGCACGAGGACAGGUCUGCGCGCGCCCUCUGUGGAUUUUAAACCCUCAGACAAACAGACAGGGACUUUCAUCUUGCAGUCAUCUGCAAAGAGAACAGACAGAGGGAGACAGAGCGAGGCUCCCCAAGAGACUGACACGCUGAGGUAGACAGGCCUACCUACUUCCUGCUGUUUGUGUGGAGAUCUUGGAUACCUCAACAGCAACCUUGCACACUGUGUGUUCUCAAGCUAAACCAGAACUUAACUGACCCACUUGCGUGUGUGUUGGACACUGAAAAGGGAACUCUGAAAGUGGAUAAAUGACGGUGGCUAAUUCCAAACUUUGGCUGUUCUUCAUCCUUUUGACUUAUUUGGACACUUGAGCCCCCUCUUGGUAAGAACGUAUCGAUCACCAGGCUGCAAACCUUGGGAGGUGACGUAUUUUCAGUACAACCCUUUCAAUUCAAACUGGCUACUACGCAACAAAUAUGGAAAAUCUGACUUCAGCUGUCCAAACCUCAGAGAAUGGCCUUAACAGCCCAGAGACAUUCAGCAGCUAUGAAGAGUCUAUUCCUUCUCUUCAGGGGUCGCCAACUCGCUUGGGGCGCCUUAUCAAGCCCAAGCCCAACGUUACCUGCAGACGAAAGCGUCAGUUCAUAUCCGAUGAGAAAAAAGAUGCCUCGUACUGGGAAAAACGACGAAAGAACAAUGAGGCCGCCAAGCGCUCCAGAGAGAAGCGGCGUCUGAACGACAUGGUUUUGGAAAACCAUGUUAUUGCACUGAAUGAUGAGAAUGCGAGGCUCAAGACAGAGCUGCUCCAGCUGAAGCUGCGCUUCGGCCUUAUAAGCACAGCCUCCUACAUUGAAAAGAGCCAACAAAUUGGUGUGGACAACAGCACAGGAAAUGGGGGCUCUUCUUUAUCCUGCUCUUCUACUCAGUACUACUCCAGUGGUUAUUCCAGUGGUUCUCAGGUGAUGAUAAACUCUGAUUCCUCUGAAACAGAGCAGUCCGGUCGCAGUGAGGGUCACAGGCAGUUGGUGAAGUAUUCUCCACGUGGCUCCUUGUCUGACAUGUCUGAUGGCUCCUCAAGGGACAGCCCAGAGCCACUGCCCUUCGAGAUCAAACAGGAAGGUGACAGGCUGGAAAUGGAUAUCACCACUGGCACCACAACCCAGAUCAUGUUUAACAUUCACCGUGGUCUAGCCUCUGUACCAACAAACCACCAGAUCCAGCAGCAUCAGGAGAUAGAUGCUGCAUAUCAGAGCCAGCAGCAGCACCAACCUCACCUACUUCAGCAGCAAUCACAACCACACCAGGAGCCUGUCACCACUAUCAAACCUGUCAGCCAGGCUGUAUCUCACCCACCUGCUGCACAAAGGAGCGUCAUUUUGUAUGGAGCCAGCAGUGCCCCCUUUCCUGUGGAUGCCCUCACAAGGCCCCAGGAUGCUGAUCUGCAGGCAGCACUGAAGCACAGCAGCAACAGUAGCCAAAUACAGCAGGCCAUUACAGAGAGCUCCAUUGAGACUCUGGCUGAGGUGACAAAACAACUAGAGAAAAAGACAUUGGACUCUCCGUUUGAGUUGUUAGACAGUUGUAAUGAGGUCAAAGAAAGACAGCUGCACAGACUUUGCCAACUUACCCAGCCACAACUACAGCAGGACCAGCAGUCCCCACAGGACAAGAGUGAAUCAUCUGCUGAACUCCUGAAUGAACAAGUUGAGGAGGUCAGCCAUUCUCAGCUGUACCACCAUCUCCAGCAGCCUCAUCAUCCAUACCUCAAUACACAAGAUGAGGAGCCACCAGUGCUAAGCUAUGAAGGUGAACACAGAAAUGAGGUUUAUUAUCAAAGCCAGUUACCCUCUUCUAGCAAGGACACCACAUCAAGUGAAGGUGACCCCUGCAGCCCUGACAAAGAGGUCUCCACCGAUGAUGAGGAGUCCCCUUCUUUGUCCUGCUCAGACAUGAGCAGUUACCACAGCCAUCAUUAUUCCAGCAUCCUCCAGCCUGAUUCACCUGUGCCUCAGUACCAAGGCUGUUCCCAGGGACAGGCCUGGGAUCUCCAGGGGGAAGUGAGGGGGACCGCAUUGCCACACAAACUCAGACUCAAACACCGGGCCAUGAGUACCGGAAGCAGUGGCAACAGUGGUGGAAACUGCUCUGGCCAGGAGUCCCCAACCAGCCCCCCACCUGCUACUCCACCUCCUCUCCCCCAGCAUCCUUACCUGUCCCUCUCACCAUUGCAGAACAUUAAACAAGAGAGCCCAGGUGGACCUUACAAACAGGUGGCAUCAACAGAGGUGACAAGGAAGGAGGGAGGGAAAAAGGAGUAUGGUGGACGACGGAACAAGAGACGAGAUUAGGUGACUUUUAGUUUAUAACUUGAAGACACAGUUUCUCCUCUAAGAACUACCCUGCCAUCAUGCCUUUGCCCUAUAAUUGGAUCCCAUCUUUAAGUUCUUGGGACAAUAGUCAAGGCUUUUUUUAUUUUCCCAAUGCCCGGAGUCACCAAAAGGCUGGACAUAUUGUAGGGCUGUAUGAUAUUUGUAUGUAUUGUACAGUUUUGUCAUUUCUUAUAUCCUCUCUAUACUUUCAGAAGCACUUUUGUUUAUGAGAUGAGAGGAGGAAUGGAACUCCUUGCUUUUCUACUUUUUCUCAUUCAACAACACCCAGCGAAGUACGUCACUAAGAGCACAUUUGAUAGUUCGGGAAAAAAGAAUGUAAAAACUGAAAGCUAUUAUAAAUUUGGUACAUAUCCAAUUGUAGAUGAGCCUACACAUGUUCGGCUCUCUGCCUUAACUACAAUCAAAUGCAAUCAUUCACUGGGGAUAUCCUGUCAACCAAAGAACGCCACAGUCAUUGUAAAUAUUAAGUUCCAUCCUCUUCCCAAACCCUACCUCUAUCAGUCCAUCCUCUACCAUCUCCAUUGUAUCCCAUAAAUAAAUCACCAUCGCAUUUAUUUUUAAGCACUUCUUUUUGUAUAUAAAUGUGAUAUAAAUGAAUAUAUGUAUCUAUUUUAAACCUAUAUUUUAGAGAAAAAAGUUCGAAUACAAAUUCAAGAAAAAAAAAAAAUCCUGGCCAACCUUAAGUGGUGUAAGAGGACUCUGAAAGUGACCACCCUAUGACAAAUCACAGUUACUGUACAUUCACAAUGUCCAUUACUUUCAGGGCCCAGUUAAAAGAAAAGUUGAGCUAUUUUGAAGUUGGUCUCUCUAUAUAUAAGUUAUAAAUGUAUAAAUACAAUCUUAGAAAUAUUUUUCAAGAGUGUCAUUGAAGGAAUGGUUCAGUGGGACAGAAAUGACAAGUUAACGGCUAAUCUGAAGCAGCUAUAGCUAAAAUGGAUCGCUACUGGCUUAAAUGAGCUCUUGGUUAUUUAUGUGAAUUCUCUAGUAUUUUUUUUACAACUGUGGAAGUGUUGAUAUAUUAGGGUCACAUGACAUCUAGCAAGAAUUUCCUAAUAUUUUUGCUAAAUCUACCAGUUAAUGCAAAAUUUAAGACAAUGGCAUUGCGAGAAAAUGUGAAAUUCCAAAUGUACUGCUAAGCUCAAACCAGCCAGUUCAAAUAAAUUUGUUUCGACCACAGAUUUUACCAUCUUGAAUCAACUCAAUUUUCACAGCAUUUCUUACACACACAAUUAUUUAAACCUUUACAUUGACAUCAGUCUUGCAUUGUACUGUUAUUUCUGUCCAAAUAUUCUGAAACUUACACAAACCGUGUCACAAAUACAACAUUUGUGCCUCUAAAUAACCAUAAACUCCAAGUAAAUGCAACUUUGAUUGUGAUUUAAUGGUUUAUAAAAUGCCAUUCUCAUACGUUAUGAUGACAUUUUAGAGACUAGAGCUGCUUUUUGAGUGACAGUCCAGUUUGGUUUUAGGGGUCCGUGGUAACUAUAGACAUAGCCGUGGUUUCAUUGUCUUGAGGCUGCAGGCUUUGAGCCCAGGUUAUGCCAAUAAGGACACGGUCACCAAAUCUCCAUGCAAGUUUCCUUGCCGUGGCAGAAGAGAGCAGCCAAAAAAGGAAAAACAAAUCCAUUUUGGGUCUUAGCUGUAUUCAGACAAACCAUUAGGUUAUGGAUCAGGUUAGGUUUGAACCAUUUCCCUAAAUUGAGGCUGUUCAAAAAGCUAUCUGCAACGGUUAAAACCUUUUUUGUUUUUAAGCUGUCAAAAAAAUUCCACUUCAAAAUGGCUAAACUAUUGCUUAAAAAUGAACAUCACUUGAUAAUUGAGCAUUGGCGUUAAUGUCCUGUUUACCAAUUUUCAGAGUUCGCAGCAUCUAACGAACAAUUUUCUUCUUGAGACUAUGACCUCAUUAAAAUGUUUGGAUCUACAAAGUAUAAACCUUUAACCAGCUGUUUUAGUUUCCAGUGGGAUUCACAAGCUGCAGGCUUUAAAGCCUUUAGUUUCUUUGAGCUUUAUCAAUUGUAUCUUCUUCUUGUUGCUGUUCACUGGCCCAUGUAUUUAUCUCCUCCUCAUCAACGCGCCCAUCACUGAAAAAGAAAAAAAAAACACAGGAACGUAGACGAGGAAUGUGUACAGACCCUUUUAGAUACCUGUCACAACCUAGAUAGUUGAGUUUUUAUGCUGGUGGUGAUACUUGGGAGUAAAAGCAGGAUCAAUUUAGACCCAUUUAUUUAAACACACUACAGUGCACUGAGUUCAUAAGGAGAGCCUCCUCCUGUGACGAGCCCUGCAUAGCUACUGUUUAUUUUUAGUGUCAUGAAAUAUGGUUUAGUAGUGUGACCAAGAAGGCCCAUGACAAAUUUUAGAACAAGUUUACGUUAGGAAAAGUUAAUUAUAACAUAAAAACAGCUAAUUCCAAUUGAAUUCAGUUAAUGUUCUAAUAUUAUAAUUAAAAGUCAUAGUGAGGGUCCUCCCAUGUUUCCCCAAAUGGCUCCAUUGGGCGUUGUUUUUCAGGGGUUGUUGGACCCCUUAUCGUAGUUCUGCUACUGGGUUGUGAUGAAUUGCCUUCACUGGAUUCUACUUUAAUGUCUGUGUACCAUGUUUGGCUUUGUUGGUGCUUGUGUAUAAAUGUAAAGUUUCACAAACACUGUAAUGUUUGUUUCAUUUGUUUUAUAUCCCGUGAUGUUCUGUUUCCUUCUAUGCUGUGUCUUUUACUCCUACUGACUGUGAUGACGUGUAUUUGAUCCAUUCCUCCGUACCCCGGCCCACUUUUUUCAGUGUGUGUUGAUCAGUAAUGUCUGUGGUUUUGCCAGUGGUUUUAAAGAUGAAGCCAGGAGAGAAAAAAUAAGGCAAAAUAAGUGUGGUGUUUAGAGAUGGGUGGUGGUUGGUCUGGCUGGUCAAUACCAUGUAAAGACACUAAUGUUUAUUGUGGGAACAUUUCAACAAUAAAAAAAAAGAAUGUUGACUUGUCGACAUAAUCAACAAAAUAA